Lodderomyces orthopsilosis Co 90-125 is the source of this 1542-nucleotide messenger RNA. RefSeq lists its product as uncharacterized. The transcript has a single exon. Gene Ontology annotation, cellular component: nucleolus. Gene Ontology annotation, biological process: ribosomal large subunit assembly. Gene Ontology annotation, molecular function: protein binding. The coding region runs from base 1 to 1542 and encodes 513 amino acids. Lineage: Eukaryota; Fungi; Ascomycota; Pichiomycetes; Serinales; Debaryomycetaceae. The record is from RefSeq and is a predicted model, not a curated record.
AUGGCUACCGUAAUACCGCCACCAUCGAAAAAGCAAAAAAGGGAAGCUCAACAAACAAGAGAAGUGAAUCUUGUACCUGAUGAUGUGCCCAAUGUGCUAAUUAAAUUUCAGGCAUCUGAUACUGGAGAAUCAACCGGCGGAUCAAUUCGAGUUCCUGGAGGCAUCACAGAAAAACAGUUGGAGGAGUUACUCAAUAACCUAAGAGGAGAGAGUGAUGAUCCUGUACCGUAUACGUUCUCUUUACUUCACGAAGAUGAUGGCAACAAAUUAGUCGAUAUUAGAAAUAAUUUAUACGAGUCAGUGUUGAAGCCCGGUAUAAAGACAACCGAAGAUUUUCUCACAUUAGUAUAUACCCCAAGAGCUGUUUUCAAGGUCAAGCCUGUGACCAGAUCAAAUGCAGCAAUUGCCGGUCAUGGAUCAACCAUCUUAUGUUGUACCUUUGCUCCAAAUGAUUCAGGACGUAUGUGUACAGGAGCUGGAGACUCAACGGCUAGGAUAUGGGAUUGUAAUACUUCAACACCAAUGCAUACUCUUCUGGGGCAUACGAAUUGGGUUCUUUGCGUUGCAUACUCACCAGACGGAACAAUGAUCGCCACUGGUUCAAUGGAUAACACUAUAAGACUAUGGGAAGCAAGUACUGGUAAACCUAUUGGAAAACCAUUGACCGGGCAUUCCAAGUGGGUUAGCUCUUUGAGUUGGGAACCUUUGCAUCUUGUUGCGACUGAUGCUCAGCCUCGAUUAGCAUCGAGUUCAAAAGAUGGGUCAGUUAAAAUAUGGAAUACAACUUCACGUACAUGUGAACUUACAAUGAGUGGACAUACAAACUCCGUGUCCUGUGUCAAGUGGGCCGGAUCUAAUAUCGUAUACAGUGCUUCACACGACAAGACGAUAAAAGCUUGGGAUAUUUCUGCAGGUGGUAAGUGCAUACAAACCUUGAAGAGUCAUGCUCAUUGGGUCAACCAUUUAUCAUUAUCAACUGAUUAUGUUUUAAGAAAAGGAGGAUUUGACCACACAUCAAGUAAGUCUGCGAAAUACACUCCAGACGAGUUACGAAAAAGGGCCAAGGAACAAUAUGAAAAAGUUGCCAAGUUGAAUGGUAUAAUUAGUGAGAGAUUGGUUACUGCUAGUGAUGAUUUCACAAUGUUCUUUUGGGAACCACUUAAGUCUUCCAAACCAGUUUGCAGAAUGACAGGACAUCAAAAAUUGGUCAACCAUGUAAGUUUUUCACCAGAUGGACGAUAUGUUGUUUCAAGUUCAUUUGAUAACUCAAUCAAGUUAUGGGAUGGUAUUCGAGGAACAUUCGUUACCACUUUACGGGGCCAUGUUGCACCAGUUUAUCAAACUGCUUGGUCAGCAGAUAACAGGUUAUUGGUUAGUUGUUCCAAAGACACAACGUUGAAAGUCUGGGAUAUUAGAACAAAGAAAUUGAGUGUUGAUCUUCCAGGACAUGCAGAUGAGGUGUAUGCCGUAGAUUGGAGUUUGGACGGUAAACGGGUCGCUUCAGGUGGAAAGGAUAAAAUGGUGAGAUUGUGGUCACAUUAA